Messenger RNA from Penicillium lagena, 1800 nucleotides. RefSeq names its product arrestin family protein. The record is from RefSeq and is a predicted model, not a curated record. Gene Ontology annotation, biological process: ubiquitin-dependent endocytosis. Gene Ontology annotation, cellular component: cytoplasm; cytosol; plasma membrane. The transcript has 5 exons. Lineage: Eukaryota; Fungi; Ascomycota; Eurotiomycetes; Eurotiales; Aspergillaceae. Bases 1 to 1800 code for a protein of 599 amino acids. Gene Ontology annotation, molecular function: protein-macromolecule adaptor activity; ubiquitin protein ligase binding.
AUGGCUCUCAGCUUUUUCAGUGGCGGCGGGAGCGCAAGCAAUGCCAAGUACUUCGAUAUCCGGCUAAAUGACGACUACAUCGUGUUCCGAGGUGGUGAAGAUGAAGCCGCCAGCGCCCAUCUCAAGGGCACGUUGGUGCUGUGCUUGUCCGAACCACUGUCGAUCAAGCACUUGCGCCUCCAAUUAACGGGCAUGUCGCGCGUGUGCUGGCAUCUGCCCUCCACCUCGACCGCCGGGGGUCGCAAGUCGUGGCGCGAACGAGUCUUCUACGAGCAGACCUGGCGAUUUCGGGACCCGGGCAAAGGCAAGACCGAGAUCCUGGCGGCGGGCAACUACGAGUAUCCCUUCGAUAUCGUCCUCGAGGGCUCGAUGCCCGAAAGCGUGGAGGGCCUGCAUGAGACAUGGGUGAUGUACCGGUUCAAGGCAGAGAUCGGCAGGAAAUACGCCAAGGACAUCGUGGUUCGCAAGCCACUGCGAAUCAUCCGGACGCUCGAUCCCAGCGCACUGGAGCUGUCGCAUGCAAUGUCUGUCGAAAACAUCUGGCCGAACAAGAUCGAAUACUCCAUCUGCACACCGACCAAGGCGGUCAUUUUCGGAACGUCGAUCCGCGUGGAUUUCAAACUGAUUCCCUUGCUGAAGGGCCUGCGCAUUGGCCAAAUCACGUCGCAGCUGAUCGAGAGCCACGAUCUGACGCUGAACCCGGAAGACCCCGAGGCGAUUCGCAACACCUUCAAAAUCACCAGGACCAUUCUGACCGACGAGGUUGAAUUGGACGAAAAUAACAUAGAAAUCAUCGACGAGGCUGCCGAGGGACACCAGCUCGUGCGAUACCUGGAUAUGCCACAGACCUUGACCCGGUGUCUGCAGGACACAGAUACCAAGGGCAUUAAAAUUCGACACAAGCUCAAGUUCCGCAUUCAAUUACACAACCCGGACGGCCAUGUCAGCGAGCUACGUGCGACACUCCCAGUAUCCAUUUUCAUUUCGCCACAUAUCGCAAUCGAUGAACACAACAACCUCGUGGAGGCAACUCCGCAGGCGGCCCGGAGAGCUGCGGACGAACUGGUUCAGCAUGCGCCUCCCUUAUACGGUGAACACCAGUUCGAUCAACUGUACAGCGAACUGGAUCCCAGCGGCUACCGAACACCCGGCCCUGGUAGUGGUCCAGGCACGCCAUUCGGCCCACUGAGCCGCAAUCUCUCAGCAGAGAACCUCGCCUCCAUGAAUGCCUUGACGACGACAGACAUCUCCGCCUCGGCGCUGCAGAGCCGCCUGGCCAAUCUGAGCACCAAUCCACCCGGACAACCCACGCUCAAUGAGCCGCACGGCUCUCCUCCAGCGGAGGGUGAUGCCGCGCCGCGACGGGUCAAUGCUAAUACGGAUUACUUUGGCGCCAUGUCUGGUGCCAACACGCACAGCCCUGGGAGCCCCGAUCUAUCGCGGAGACCAUCUGACGAAGUCGACCACGACGUUAUCUCCUCCGGCAUGGCGACGCCCUUCCAUCCUCAAUACGCCGAGGUCGAGACCCUGAGCCGGGUGCCCAGUUACUCGACUGCCGUUCGUAGCACCAUUCGGCCGUGCGACACGGGUUUGCCCGACUACAACGCCGUCAUGGCGAGCGAAGUUCCCUCACCGCCCAUGAUCCAGUCUCCGCAGCAGGCUCAUCUGCGCAGUGGCCGGUCAACAGGCACCUCGACCCCCGCGGAGGUGCCUAACCGCUCCCAAUAUUUUGACGCUCACGGCACCGCUGCUGACGACGAGGAACGCCGACUUCGCCUUGUGCAAGCCCGAGCGAGGUAG